Molecule: messenger RNA, 1527 nt
Organism: Balaenoptera musculus (blue whale)
Lineage: Eukaryota; Metazoa; Chordata; Mammalia; Artiodactyla; Balaenopteridae
Product: cytochrome P450 2F2-like
Biological process (GO): xenobiotic metabolic process
Cellular component (GO): intracellular membrane-bounded organelle; cytoplasm
Molecular function (GO): oxidoreductase activity, acting on paired donors, with incorporation or reduction of molecular oxygen, reduced flavin or flavoprotein as one donor, and incorporation of one atom of oxygen; iron ion binding; heme binding
Source: RefSeq, a predicted model, not a curated record
AUGCACAGCUACAGGCCAAGUGAGAUGGACCCAAAGGUGCUGGGGGUUCAGGAGGGUGCACCUGUUGACCAGCUCCCUGGCCGCUGGGGUCCGGUGUUCACGGUGUGGCUGGGCCCGCGCCCUGCAGUGGUGCUGUGCAGCUACGCAGCGCUGCGGGACGCAUUAGUGCUGCAAGCGGAUGCCUUCUCCGGCCGCGGGGCCAGGGCAGUCUUCGAACGCUUCACACGCGGAAACGGCAUCGUGGUUUCUAACGGGCAGCGCUGGCGGACGCUGCGCAAUUUUGCACUUGGAGCACUUAAGGAGUUCGGCUUGGGUACGCGGACCAUCAAGGACAGUGUCCUGGAAGAGGCGCCUUGUCUGCUCGGCGAAUUUCAAGACAGCGUUGGAGCUCCGUUCGACCCCUGGCGGCUACUAGAUAAUGCUGUAUCUCAUGUUAUGUGUUCCGUGGUCUUUGAGAACCGCUAUGGCUACGAGGACCCGGAGUUCCUGAGGUUCCUGGACCUCUUCAAUGACAACUUCCGCAUCAUGAGUUCCAGAUGGGGUGAGAUGUACAUUUUCCCCUCUCUCCUAAAAUGGCUCCCAGGCCCACACCACGGAAUCUUCCGAAACUUAGCAGAGCUUAGAGUUUUCAUCUCUCAGCAAACCCACAGCAACCGGCAGCCCAGGGAACCCCGCAAUUUCAUCGAUUGCUUCCUUGGUUGGGUCAAACGGAUAAGGCACAGGGGCCCCGAGAGCCAUUUCCAGGAGACACUGGUGAUGACGACGCACAACCACUUCUAUGGCAGUACCGAGACCACAAGCACCACCCUGCGCUGUGGACUCCUCAUUCUGCUCAAACACCCAGAGGUGGCAGCCAAAGCGCAGGCGGAGCUGGAUCCCGUGGUAGGUCGAACGUGCGCCCCAAGCCUGGAGGACCAAGCGCGCCUGCCCUACACCAACGCCACGCUGCAGGAGAUGCAGAGCGUCUUCAGCGUGCUACCGCUGGAGCUGCCGCGUGCCCUCACCUGUGAUGCCCACCUGCGCAGCCACUUCCUGCCCAAGGGCACCUUCAUGAUUCCUCUCCUUGUGUCUGCACACCAGGAUCUCACCCAAUUUAAGGACCCAGACUGUAUCAAUCCCACCAACUUCCUGAAUGACAAGGGUGAGUUCCAGAGCAACAAUUCCUUCGUGCCCUUUGCCCCAGGUCUGGGCUGGUCCUUCAUGCCCUUUGCCCCAGGUCUGGGCUGGGCACGGAGGGGACCAGCCUGGACAUGCCGUGGGGUGCAUGGGUUUCUCACCCCACACCCCCACGUCCCCAGGAAAGCAACGUGCCUGGUGCAGGCCUGGCCCGAUCCAAGAUCUUCCUCACCUCCACUCUACAGCAGUUCUGCCUGCUCCCUGCGGGGAGCCCCACCAACAUCGACCCCACCCCACAGUGCACUGGCCUGGGCAACGUGCCCCCAGCCUUCCAACUCUGUCUGGCGGCCGCUGAAGUCAGGUUCAGCCACCCUCUGCUCACUGGCUCUCAGACCUCCUUACCCUCUUUGA